Messenger RNA from Juglans microcarpa x Juglans regia, 780 nucleotides. RefSeq lists its product as uncharacterized. Lineage: Eukaryota; Viridiplantae; Streptophyta; Magnoliopsida; Fagales; Juglandaceae. The coding region runs from base 1 to 780 and encodes 259 amino acids. Gene Ontology annotation, molecular function: RNA-DNA hybrid ribonuclease activity; nucleic acid binding. The transcript is spliced from 3 exons. Gene Ontology annotation, biological process: DNA integration. The record is from RefSeq and is a predicted model, not a curated record.
AUGUGGCCCAAUGCGGUGUCCUCCCCGUUAACCCGAGUAGAGGAAGAUGUUCAACUCCCAGUUUACAACGUGAACAGAGCCUUUCGAGGGGUAGAAAUCGGAUAUCCCCAAACAGAAAUGCUGGCCUUCGCAUUAGUGGUCACUGCCAGGCAGUUAAGGCCUUACUUUCAAGCUCAUCCCAUAAAGGUCCAAACUGAUAUCCCCCAAAGAAAAAUAUUGCAGAAACCAGAUACUUCGGGUCGGAUGACUAACUGGGCGAUUGAGCUAAGUGAGUUUGAGGUCGAGUAUCUUCCACGAACGGCGAUAAAAGGGCAGGUCACCAAUAACAAAACCGAGUAUGAGGCACUCUUGUUGGGUCUAACGAUUGUCAGGUCUCUAGGUGCAACUAAAGUUGAAGUGAAAGUUGACUCUCAGAUAGUAGUGGGGUGCUCGGAGCUCAGAAUCAAAGCUAAGUACUCUUCUCCAGGACAUCCGCAAGCCAAUGGUCAAGUAGAAGCAACCAAUAAAACAUUACUCAACAUCCUAAAGAAUAAGUUAGGAGAACAGAAAGGGAAAUGGGUUGAAGAACUUCCGAGCACGCUGUGGGCAUAUCGAACGUCAGUAAGAACUCCAACUGGGGAAAGUCCUUUCUCCUUGGUCUAUGGAGCUGAAGCCAUGAUACCGGCAGAAGUCGUUGUACCCAUAUAUAGAGUGCAACAUUACGAUCUGAAUCAGAAUAACGAGCGGCUGAGAGAGAACUUGGACUUCUUGGAAGAGAGAAGGGAGGAAGCUGUAUGCUGA